This is a messenger RNA of Indicator indicator, 1467 nucleotides long. It is a transcript of the gene EPHX2, whose product is annotated as epoxide hydrolase 2. Gene Ontology annotation, cellular component: membrane. The coding region runs from base 1 to 1467 and encodes 488 amino acids. The transcript has 12 exons. Gene Ontology annotation, molecular function: D-arabinono-1,4-lactone oxidase activity. NCBI's taxonomy places the organism in Eukaryota, Metazoa, Chordata, Aves, Piciformes, Indicatoridae. The record is from RefSeq and is a predicted model, not a curated record.
AUGGCGCGACGGGCUGUGUUGUUUGACCUUGGCGGUGUGCUCUUCGGGCCUGGCCUGCAGCACUUCCUGGGCUCCUGCGAGCACGACAGCGCGCUGCCCAGGAAUUUCUUCCGGAAUGUCCUGAUUGCUGGUGGCUCCAACAGUCCUUAUGCCAAAGUGAUGAAGGGACAGAUCACUCUGUCUCAGCUCUUUCUGGAGCUGGAGCAGGGCUGCCAGCAGCAUGCCUCCGCCGCGGGCAUCGCCCUGCCGCCCACCUUCUCCGUCACCAGAGCCUUCGAGGAGAUGGCAGCCAAGGGAACAGUCAAUGCUCCCCUUCUGCAGGCAGCCAGGGUGCUGCGGAGGAAUGGAUUUAAGACCUGUGUCCUGACCAAUAACUGGGUGGAUGACAGCAGUGGGCGCCUCUUCACGGCCACCCUGAUGAACCUGCUGCACCGACACUUCGACCUGGUCAUCGAGUCCUGCCGGCUCGGGGUGCAGAAGCCGGACCCCAAGAUCUACUCCUAUGCCCUGGAGGUGCUGCAGGCCAAGCCGCAGGAGGUGAUCUUCCUGGAUGACAUUGGGGAGAACUUGAAGCCAGCGCAGGAGAUGGGCAUGGCCACCAUCCUCGUCAGGGACACUAGAACUGUCCUGAAAGAGCUGGAGGAGCUCUCAGGUGUCCAGCUUCUCACACAAGAGGAGCCCAAGCCGACCGUGUGUGAUCCAGCUGCUGUCACCCAUGGAUACGUGCCCAUCCGGCCUGGUGUCCAGCUGCACUUUGUGGAAAUGGGACAUGGCCCUGUGGUCUGCCUCUGCCAUGGCUUCCCCGAGUCCUGGCUCUCCUGGCGCUACCAGGUGAUGAAGGAGAUGAGAAGGAGGCCUCCCUCUUCCUCCACCAGCUGGUUGUGGGAUUAUGCUGUUGGCUAUUAUUUGCUGGAGUUUCUGCUGUGGAUCAGCACCUUUGUGCCCAGCUUGGUGUGCUGGAUCAACCGCUGCUUCUUCUGGCUGCUCUUCCGCUCGCGGGUGGAGAACGUUGCCAUCAGCUACAAGAUCUUCAACUACGAGUGUCGCUUCAAGCAGCACGUUCAAGACUGGGCCAUCCCCAUUGAGAAGACAAAGGAAGCUCUGCUGGAGCUGAAGGCUGCCCUGGAGAACAACCCCAAGCUGGUGGCUCACUACCCUGUGGAGGUGCGCUUUGCUCGAGGGGAUGAGAUCUGGAUGAGUCCCUGCUUCCAGAGAGACAGCUGCUACAUGAACAUCAUCAUGUACAGGCCCUAUGGGAAGAACGUCCCUCACCUCAACUACUGGCUGACCUAUGAGGGCAUCAUGAAGAAGCAUGGUGGAAGACCACACUGGGCAAAGGCCCACAGCUGCACCCAGAAGGACUUUGAGAAGAUGUAUCCAGCCUUCCCCAAAUUCUGCUCCAUCCGGGAGAAGCUGGACCCCACGGGAAUGUUCCUGAACUCCUACCUGGAAAAAGUGUUUUACUGA